AUGCAGCAUUUCCAUCAUAUCCUGACUACAUUAUCUGAUUCUGAAAAUGACGAAACCGAAGAAGAGGAUGUACUUUUCAAUAGUGACAAUGAUGUCGAAUGUUUUGUGGAUUUUAACGCUAUUAAAGCAAGAUUGGGUGGUUCUGCCAAGACGCAUCGUCGUUCCGUUGUGUCAUCUUUUGUAUCACCACCUACGGAGCAAUGGACACCUCCUAUGGUCCCAAAAAGUUCACAUGAUGCCGAAUCCAUUCAACGUUCCGUGAGACGUAAUUUACUGUUUGCAAAUAUACCACAAGACACAUUACAAGUGUUGGUAAAUGCUAUGAAAUACAUUGCAGUUGAUGCAGGGAAAAAUCUUGUAACACAAGGAGAAAUUGGAGGAGAUAAGUUUUUUAUCGUUGAUACUGGUGUCUGUGACGUACUCGUUAAUGACAAAAUAGUCGGGGAAGUCUGUGCAACGUCGACUCGUAACUUUUUCGGUGAAUUGGCAUUAUUGUACGACUCACCACGAGCUGCUACAGUACGUGCCAAAACACUAGUGGAAUGCUGGACAUUGGAUCGAGUCACGUAUAAGCGAGUGCUUAUGGCGACCACAAUGCAGCAACGAGCUUUGUAUCUCGAUUUUCUAGGGCAAGUUCCAAUUUUUUCGACCUUGUCGAGUUAUGAGAAGAUGACAGUGGCAGACGCUUUACGCGUACAGUUUGUAGAGUCUGGAGAUACGAUCUUGACAGAGGGGUCUCGAGGUGAUGAUUUCUAUAUUAUUGAAAACGGUGAAGUCAAGUGUACACGUGGAGGAAACGAAGUGUCAGCUCGACUUGGAGCUGGAGAUUUCUUUGGUGAGCUUGCACUCAUUCACGAUGAUGUGCGACAAGCUACUGUCACUGCUAUACGCAAGACGAAGCUGCUUGUACUGGACCGAGCCACGUUUAGUCGCCUACUAGGUCCAAUGCAGGAACACCUGCGCAAACGUGCCGAUCUCUACGAGCUUUACAUGAACGGACCAAGAAUCACGCAACAGAACUAA
This is a messenger RNA of Peronospora farinosa, 1023 nucleotides long. NCBI's taxonomy places the organism in Eukaryota, Oomycota, Peronosporomycetes, Peronosporales, Peronosporaceae. The record is from the annotation of a GenBank genome assembly.